AUGCCUCCUUCAACCAGAAAACGGUUUAUCCGUUCGCGGUCACGACUUAAUAGGGAAAGUGGACCUUCGGUUCCAGUCAGAAGCAACGAAACUCGUGAUAUGACUACAGAUCAGGCAACACGACAACCUUCGAAAUAUGCUCAAAACCACUUCACUUAUUCUUGGACGAUCAGAAGUUUUAAUGAACUUGUCACCUUUUAUCCGAACACUAGCUUUGUAUUAAGUGACAGAUUCUGGUCUCCACGUCCACCAUUAACAAAUGAUUCCUCCGUGAAAAACAAACAGAAUGACCACCCGUACUUGUGGAGAAUCAAACUAUAUCCUAAUGGUGUCAAUGAGGCUGCGAAAACUCAUAUUUCUUUAUAUUUGGUAGCUAUACAAACUCCCUAUGAAAAACAAACAAAUAUAACAUGGAGAGAAAAAACUUUUAAAUUGGAAGUGUUUCGUCUUACUUCGGAUCCAACCUCAUCCUCUUCUUCUUCACCAACUCCCCUUUUAAUUCGAAAUGAGACCUUCACUAUGAAAUUUGAAUUUGAUGGAUUGGACGAUUUUGGUCGCCAUCGCUUCUGCUCCUUUGAGAGUUUGUUUCCAAAUAAUGAUAAUACAGCAGAAAUUGAUUUACUUAUAAGAGUGCAAAUUUUCAACGUUUCUUCAGCUAUUGGCUCAACGGAUGAAUCAAUUGAACAUACCGAACCAGAAUUUCCCUCGUUUAAGCAACAUUUGGAUGACGGAAAAUUUAGCGACGUGGAAUUCACUUUUGAUUGUGGUUCAAAAAUUAAAGCUCAUCGUAUAAUUCUGGCUACAAGAUCCACUUAUUUUGAAAAAUUAUUGGGUGACAAAUGGAAAGAAGGCCAAAUGAAGACAAUACCGAUAAAACACAUGGAAUAUACAACCUUUCGUUCUAUACUAUAUUACCUUUAUACAGGCAAGCUGGAAGAAGGAUUGGAGUUUGAUGUAUUAAAAGAUGUUUACUCGAAGGCUGACAUGUUAAAUCUUGAAAGAUUUGGCGAAAUGGUAGCGGAUCGGAUCGCCGACAUGGUCAAUGGGGAUAAUUGGGAUGAAAUAUUGAUGUUGGCUUGGGAGGUUGGCGAUUCUCGUUUAAAAGAAGCCGCUUUGGAAUAUGCAGUCAUGAAAUGGGACGACAUAAGAGAUGGCGAAAAUAUGAAGAGAGUUAUGGGUUGUGGUAACAUGGAUUGGAUCGAAGAAUUAAUGAGAGCAAGAUACAUAAACAUGUCAAUGUUAUAA
Messenger RNA from Acaulospora morrowiae, 1245 nucleotides. The record is from the annotation of a GenBank genome assembly. Lineage: Eukaryota; Fungi; Glomeromycota; Glomeromycetes; Diversisporales; Acaulosporaceae.